Messenger RNA from Manihot esculenta (cassava), 1328 nucleotides. Its product is annotated as vesicle-associated protein 4-2. Gene Ontology annotation, cellular component: plasma membrane; endoplasmic reticulum membrane. NCBI's taxonomy places the organism in Eukaryota, Viridiplantae, Streptophyta, Magnoliopsida, Malpighiales, Euphorbiaceae. Gene Ontology annotation, biological process: endoplasmic reticulum membrane organization. The transcript is spliced from 7 exons. The record is from RefSeq and is a predicted model, not a curated record. Bases 225 to 1013 code for a protein of 262 amino acids.
AUCAAAACCAAUUAAAUCUUCUUUCUGAAGUCCGACCGCUCUGUCUCUCUCGACUCUCAGCUUCAAGCCUUCAGCUCGACUCUAUCAACAGCCUCACUUCACAAGAACAAAAGGUUUCAUCUCUCCUUCUUCCUCUUCAUUUCUGGUGAAGAAACCAAAGCAGCAAGUAACAGAGAGAAACGACGACGUGUUGAUGCUCUGAGCAGCAAAUUAAACAACUACUAAUGGCCAUAGCUGACCAGAAAUCACCUUCUGAUAACAAUAAUAACAAAGUCUGGGGUUUCUUCAAGCUUCCGUUUCGAGGAAGCAACUCCAACACGACACCGUCUUCUUCCUCGUCAACGCAUCUUCACAACCACAAUAACCCACAAAUUGAAGGAUCGAAUGCUCAUGCUUCGAAUUCUGUGUCUUCUGUUGCCAGAUCGCUUUUGCCAACACGGCGUCGUCUUAAGCUUGACCCUGCCGCUAAGCUCUACUUUCCCUACGAACCUGGCAAGCAGGUUAGAAGUGCCAUCAAAAUAAAGAAUACUAGCAAAUCUUAUGUGGCUUUCAAGUUCCAAACAACUGCACCAAAAAGCUGUUUCAUGCGACCUCCAGGAGCUAUUCUUGCCCCUGGAGAAAGUCUCAUAGCAACUGUGUUCAAGUUUGUUGAGCCCCCGGAGAACAAUGAGAAACCAGUUGAACAGAAGAGCAAGGUUAAAUUUAAAAUCAUGAGUCUGAAGGUGAAAGGGGCUAUGGAUUAUGUACCUGAGCUGUUUGAUGAGCAGAAGGAUCAAGUAUCAAUAGAGCAAAUAUUGCGAGUUGUUUUCCUAGAUCCAGAACAUUCAUGUACUGCACUGGAGAAGUUGAAGCGCCAAUUGGCUGAUGCUGAUGCUGCAGUUGAGGCACGGAAAAAGCCUCCAGAAGAUGCUGGUCCAAGAAUUAUUGGGGAAGGACUUGUAAUAGAUGAAUGGAAGGAGCGAAGAGAAAGAUAUCUCGCUCGACAGCAGGUUGAAGGAGUCGACUCUGUAUAAAGUGACAGUAGUCUUCAAGGUGCCUUUUCUAUGAUGAAGAAAAUUACAUAAUUCGCAACUUGGUAUAUUCAUCCAAUCUUUUCAUGUAACGUGAAGAAUGUUUCAUUCAGAGGAUCAUUUAGGACUCCAACAUGUUAUUGUGUAAAAAAGAAAAGUGAGGUGAAGUUUAUGUUAUUUGAGAUGCUCAGACUUAUCCUGUCACUACUUGCAUGUAGAUAAUUAUGAUUUUGUUUUUAUUUUUGCUUCCCCACUAUUGUUUUGCAAAUAAAACUGGUAUUUAUGGAUGUAAUGCACAUGAUUGAUCAGUGUUGAGAA